Malania oleifera is the source of this 1159-nucleotide messenger RNA. RefSeq names its product E3 ubiquitin-protein ligase SGR9, amyloplastic. The record is from RefSeq and is a predicted model, not a curated record. The transcript has a single exon. The coding region runs from base 70 to 915 and encodes 281 amino acids. Gene Ontology annotation, molecular function: ubiquitin protein ligase activity. Gene Ontology annotation, cellular component: cytoplasm. NCBI's taxonomy places the organism in Eukaryota, Viridiplantae, Streptophyta, Magnoliopsida, Santalales, Ximeniaceae. Gene Ontology annotation, biological process: protein ubiquitination.
CCGUAACUCGCUUGAGUUGGCAAAAAGCCCAAUUAAGCAAUUAGCACAGCAUCCCACUCCCAUACAGCAAUGGAAGAAGAAGAAGAGCAACAGGGUAGUGACGAGGAACAAACCAUAACGGUAAUAAUGGCUGCACUAUCCGCCCUCUCUCCUCCCCACCUCCUCCGCCUCUCCCACUCCAUCUCCGCCCUCUUCCUCCGCCACCACCGCCGCCUCUCCUCCCUCCUCUCCUCCCCUUCCCUCUUCUCCCUCGCCCUCCUCCGCCUCCGCUCCCUCUCCCUCCCCUCCAAGUCCCUUCUCCUCGCCCGCCACCUCCUCUCCUCCCUUGUCCCCGUCGCAGUCGUCGCCACCGCCGCCACCCCUCCCCCCCCCUCCUCCACCCUCCUCCGCCUCCCCGACUACGACGCCGUCUUGCUCCUCCUCCUUCUCUGCGAACUCCAUCACUACGACCCCCACGCCCUCUCCCCCGCCGCCUCCCACUCCGAGUGGCGCGCAAUCCUCUGCCGGUAUUACUCCGACUCUAUCCUGUCCGUCUCCGGCAUCGGCGGACCCGGAGCCUCCUUGAUUCUGUGCAUCCAGGCGGCGGCGAGGUGCCGGAGGCUUCUCGGAGCAAUGGGCUGCAAGGCCGGGAGGGCGGUAGCGGCUUCGCCGGCAGCGGUGGUGGCGCUGCCGUCCGUGGCUGCGGGCGGCGGAGUGGAGUGUGCGAUAUGCAGGGAGGAGAUGUGGGAAGGGAGAGACGUGUGCGAGCUGCCAUGUCAGCACUUGUUUCACUGGAGUUGCAUUUUGCCGUGGGCGAGGAAGAGGAACACGUGUCCCUGUUGCCGGUUUCAGUUACCGUCCGACGACGUUUUCGGGGAGAUCGAACGGCUGUGGGAGGCUCUGGUCAAGAUCGGCGGUCGGGGAGACUGUACCUGAUGAUUAGGAUGACCACGGGUAGCAUCGAUUAUGAUGCCACUUCUACGACCGUUUGUCACGAGGGGUCUCACUUCGCACAAAACGAAAUGAGGUGGGCCCAGUGAAAUUGGGCCUGGGCCAGGCCGCUUGGGGACCAGAAAUGUGUGGACUGGAUGUUUAAUGGUCGUGAAUAUUGAUUUGUACUCGGUCGAUGGUAAGCAAACAAAUGAAGUCAAAAUCAAUUAAUAAAUGUUCUUGCAUCCUA